CACUUCCGCUUUAUGGUUGACAGCAAAACAACAGAAGAAGGAGCGAGAAAAAACAGACACCGGAGAAAUAUUUCACAAAAGCAGCUACCGUAACGGAAUGAAGGUGCUGACUUCACAGCAGGAGGUGGAGGAGGAGAGCCACUCAUCUCCUGUUGACUCCAACAGCCAUCACAGUUGUGAGGACAGAGAAGAGGAAGAAGUCCCCCCCUACCUCCAAGAAGAACACACACAUGACACAGACAAGGACCACCCCAGGCCAGAAGGAGGGGUCAUGUGGAGAGUGGGUGGCGGCCUGUUCGGCAUGACACGAAACGUUGUUGGUGCAACCCUAGGGGGUGUUGCUUGGGUAGGAACUAAGAGUUUUGAGCUCACCAAGACAGCUGUGACAAGUGUGCCGGCCGCCAGUGUAGGACUGGUCAAAGGGAGUGUCUCCAUGGUUACAGGAAGUGUUGGAGCAGUGGGAUCUGUGGUGGCAAGUAAAGUCACACCAAGGAAGAAGGACAAGGCUGACUGAUUGACCCUGGGCUGUGUGUGUAUGUGUGUGUGUGUGUGUGUGUGUGUGUGUGUGUGUGUGUGUGUAAUGCAAACAAGAGCAAAAUACCUCGAAAGCUUUGGAUGGAUUUUCAUCAUUGUUCUUCUGAUUUAAGCAGUGUAUUCACUCAUGCAGCUAUAAAGACAUAAAAGCAGGUAGAUGUCAGUCACUGUCAGUGGAAAUCUGCUACACAAGGAAGCACAGGCAUCAAAAGUGCAGAGGUGCAACAAGUACUCAACAAUUGAGCUGUGGUUGACAAAGGUUUAUCUUUAUAAAAUGAAUAUGUGACAGUUUUCUAAUCAGACGUGAAUAUAUAAAUUAUAAAAACAUGUUUAAAAGCUCAAGACUGAGUGAGGACACUCAGGCAGCCUGUCAGUUUGUAUCUGCGUGUCUGAACACACGCUGUCAUUUUCCCUCAAUUCAAUAGGACCUAACUGCUUGAGAUCAAAAUAUUUUUUUUUUUUUUUUUUUUUUGAAAAUUAUGGGAAAUUUUGUAUUUAAAUUUGGGAUCACAUGGCAUGAAACAAAGUGUGUGAGUAAGAGUAUAAAUGUUUCCAGUUGGAAUAGAGUGAGCGAUAUUCACUGAUAAAGCUCUACAUGUAUGUUGCUAAUGAGUCUGAGAACUGCUCAGCUUGUAUUACUUUGUUUUUACUCUCUGUUACUUGGUAAUGUCCUGAAGCUGUAGUUACAAACACCUUUACUGUCACUGUGCACAACCAAGUCACAUUCUCCACAUUCUACAACAGAGGUGGAGAGUGCAAACUUAGCAUGGACACAACUACGACAAUUAGACCCAGGUAUAAAAUUUUCAUAAUUAGACUUUAACUUUGGCUAUUCCAGAGAAUAUCAACUUGAAUUUGAAUCCCGACAAAGGGACUAAGUCCUUCAAGGGUUCACUGAUGUUCUGAAUCAGUUUUUAUCAGUGUUGGAAUGAACAGAUAUCUUUGUAUGUGAAUGUGAUGCAUCAUUUUUUAGUUUUGUAGGUGGACCUGCAGGGACACAGCUGAGCUUACUGAAAGGACUGGCUCUGAGCUCAGGAGCUGAUUGAAAAAUAGAUACAAGUGGACGUUUUGUGAGGGUUUAAAGAUAAGAAAGAUAAGGUUAGGUAAGUAAGGUUAAAGCAUAACUUUAUUAUCUGCAGGAAACUGGUUGUGUAGUCAAAUCAACACACUGAAGGAGAGACCAGAGCCUCAGAAUCUCAGGUGAGGAUUGAAAGUUACUGAUAACAGACACUUGGUCACAACAGAGUAGCAUUAAGUAGAGUGAGACUCUAUCAUAUGUACAUUUUAAGUCAUAGGCUUACAUUAAAAUGUGAAAGAUCGCUUUAAAUCGCUUUAAAAAAAUAAAUAAAUUCCACACAAAUACAAAUCCUGUUUUGGGCAAGUUAUAUAAGCAAAUGCACCAUUUCUGCAGAAUUUAGCUUCUCGUGUUUGUGUAUGUGUGAGUAUGUGCAUGUGAGUGCACACACACACACACACACACACACACACACACACACACACACACACACACAAAUGUGCAUAUUACCCAUCCAAUAAAAAAAAUGUCCCUACCAAAGUUAAAACCAAAUGGUCACUCUUAGGUUAAAGGACAGUUUCCCUCAGUAAACCCUCCUGUUCAGCCUCCCUCAAACCACUGCUCAGCACUGCAUGCAGUAGUAUGAUAAUUAACAAAUGCAGACAGCAGUUUCUCCUUUCAAGGAUUAUCAGUGAUGAAUGAAGACAAGUUAGUGAUAGAAUUUUUAUGUCACUUUCCCGUGUAGAAUGUUUGCAAUAUAUAGGCUACAUUAUUUUCAGCCACCACUGCUGAUAAUAAUUUUCUUAUAUAUACUGUAAUGAUUUUUUAAAAGUUCACUGUAUGUUCAUAUUUAAUAUGAGAUUAUGUACCUUUACUUGCUAUUACUUCUUCUGAAGUAUGUGUAUAUUAGCGGUGUAUUGUCUUGGCUGCCAGCCUGUGCGUUAACUGGAGCCGAUUUCACAACUUUUAUGUGUUCCUGUUCUUACACAGAGAUCACACAUUCUGAUAGAAUCACAUUUGGAAAUCACAAUUGGAAUUUAUUUCUGAAAUGUAUCUAAAGAAAGAGAACACUGAAAUGUCAGCUUCCAUGCUGCAAAUGUAAUGAAAUCGGCCUCAGGCUGGCAGAGGGUAGAGUAUACUGUAUGGUACAGUAUAUUGAAAAUGGAGGGUGAAAAUGUUUGGUUUUACAGGUUAACCAGUCUGCUGUUACUGUGAAACUGCAGGCUUUAUUGUUGUUGGGUCAGAUAGUGACACAUUACAGUUGUAAUUUCAAAAUGACACAUUGAGUGAAACCUGCUCAAAUGCAUUAGACUGAAAGAGAACUGAGAUCAGUGGUUUUUAUUUUCCCUUAUGCUUAAUGUGCCCAACAAAACAGCAAUAACACAGUUCACAAUGUCAAUGCAAUAUGUAAAUGUACUAAUUGAACAGGUCAGGUGUUGGACUGUCAGUAUGGGACCUUGACUUUAGUUUUCUUUUCUAGUUUGUGGACCAAACCAGAGCACCAAUGCUUUAUUAAUGGGUCCUUGAUUUUCUGGAAUAAUUUCCUGGAAAGAACUGUGUGAUUGAUUUAGAGAGGAAAUAGAAACUGUGUUUGUCUUAUACACCUCCAGUUAAUCAAUUCCAAUUACUUGUUUGUGUAACCUAGAAACUGAAAUAUGUCAAAAGGCAAGAAAAUAGUUCUACAUGUAUGAAGAAAAAACAUUUCAAUAGUAAUACUCAGUUUGGUUUACAGUGAGCUGUUCUUUCAAAGGAAAUUUCUUUUUCCUAUAAUUACCACAAGAGUUCUUUUCAGAAAACAAACACAAAGUAUUAGGAAACUACAGGUUUGUAAAAUAAAGUGUUACUUCCCGUGAAUAAUGAAACACUACAAUGGGGUGCGGAUGUUGCUCAUAGAAUGUCACAGUUGUAUUUCUGGGUCUGUUUUUGAGUCUGUCUGCCCCCUGUUGGUCAAAAUACUCAAUGCAACUUUCCUUAAGCAGUAGUUAUGGAGGAAGACAUAAACCUGCUGCAGAAUGAUCUAUGACAUGAGGAUACACUUUUUAUAAUAGUAUACAUGUACAUGACUUUCCCUUAUGAUGUGAUUAGUAUGAAGAUCAAACUCUGUUUGCAUUUUGUUUGAUUGAAUUUUGUAAUUGCACUGUUGCUGUGAAGCUACAUUUUUAUAUGUAAGAAAAAAAUCUUACAUUUGCUGCAUGCCUCAGAAUGAUGUUUCACAUACACAACCGGCUCUCUCCUCUCUCUCCUUCUUUCAUGUUACUUUUAGCCUGAAUUAUUCUCUCCCUCCCUUCCUCCCCCUCUCUCUGUGGUAGUUUAAACCUGAAGACUCUGUUACUAUGAGACUUUUCGGACAAAGCAAUUUUAUGUAUGAUAGAAUUAUUUUUGCAAACAGGAUGAGACUGUAUUCUGUAAAAUAAAAACAGCAGUGUUUCUGUGAA
Lates calcarifer (barramundi perch) is the source of this 3984-nucleotide messenger RNA. RefSeq names its product transmembrane protein 263-like. NCBI's taxonomy places the organism in Eukaryota, Metazoa, Chordata, Actinopteri, Centropomidae. The transcript is spliced from 3 exons. The record is from RefSeq and is a predicted model, not a curated record. Bases 98 to 514 code for a protein of 138 amino acids.